Messenger RNA from Temnothorax curvispinosus, 5398 nucleotides. RefSeq names its product pleckstrin homology domain-containing family M member 2 (gene prd1). The transcript is spliced from 9 exons. Gene Ontology annotation, molecular function: kinesin binding. Gene Ontology annotation, biological process: positive regulation of membrane tubulation; regulation of protein localization; lysosome localization. The coding region runs from base 55 to 3720 and encodes 1221 amino acids. NCBI's taxonomy places the organism in Eukaryota, Metazoa, Arthropoda, Insecta, Hymenoptera, Formicidae. The record is from RefSeq and is a predicted model, not a curated record. Gene Ontology annotation, cellular component: endosome membrane.
UCGGUCGCAGUCGUCGCUUGAAAAUCGCGGGUGACCUGCGCCCGGGUAAAAUCAAUGAGAGCGUACGGCGACGAGACUGAGGGGAGUGACGGGACGAGUGCUGACGGUAGCGCGACUCCUCCACCGUGCGACGACACCAACGAGCGCGUCGUGGGUGCCGCUGCCGCCGCCGCCGCCGCUUGGUCCGGCCCGUCCGGCUUGCUACGUCGUACCCUCGGCACCGUUCUCCGCGGCGUGUACGAGCCGCUCGCACGUCAUCGGCACCGCGCGGAGUGUCAUGUAAGUGCACGUGGCGGCGAGAUGCCGUCCGGCUGCGAGGACAUGGAUCUCUGCACCGACAAGGUCCUCUCCAAGGGCAGGAUCCUGCAGGAGCUCACGAAGGCCGUCAAACUGGUCUACGCCCAAAGUCUCUAUGGUACGGUGGUCCUGGACGGUGAUUCCUGGCUGGUUUACUGGCUGGAUCGUGCGCUACGCCACGGACUUCGUGUAGAGAGACAUGGAUAUUGGGGCACAGCUAGAGAGCUUAGUCAUCAGGACACGGUUGUGGUCAUACACGCGUUGCAGAGUGUAUUAACUUCUAUAGGAAAAGGUCGAGCAUGGCUCUACCACACUCUAAGCGAAGGCAGUUUUGAGAGCUAUCUGGCCUGUUUACUGCGAGACACGAAAACAUUAAAGAAACAGUACUUUCCACACGCACUCGUGAGAGAUGCUGAUAAGACCAAUCAAUUGGUUAAUCUUCUUGCCGGUUUGGAAAACGUGUCCUUCACAUUGCAAUUGGAUGUGACAUAUCUGGACAUUUGCAACUACAUGCCACAGAGGCCUAUGAGCGUAAAUCCGUCUGGAACAGUCUUAUCGUUGCAUCUAAGAUCUUCUAGCGUUUCAUCGAGCCUAGCUUCUCCAGGCGACAGUGGCGUUGCAUUCGAUAGUGACAUGGAUAUUGCAAACGAAACUGAUGGAAGCAGUUACAAAGAGGAGGAUUAUCCAAUGGAUGAUAUUCCUAAAUAUCGGAAUAAUAGGUACAAGACGAUUAUCAACAAUCGCAUGGAGGACAAUAAGAAUUUUGGAUCUAGUGAUUCAAGCGAGGACGGUAAAACGCCGACACAAUCACCGGCGAUUACUAAAUUUCAAGCUGCUAUGAUGACAAAAAAUGAUAUAGUUAAUCAGAAUGUAACGCGAAAGCUGGAUGACAAUGAAAUAAAUUGCUCUAGUUUAGAAACUCUUAAAGACUACGAAUUCUACAACAAGAGUCUGGGUGAGACAAAAUUGGAUAAAACGAACAAAAUUGAUAAUGGCGUAAAAGAUUUCAGUAAGAGAAGCCCCUACUACAGCGACAGUCCUGCUUAUAGCUUUAAGAAGAACGUAGAUCCUCGUAAUUCUUAUCUAAUAAAUAACGAUACGAAUCUAUUAGAGCUGAGCAUGACAAUCUCUGACUGUGACAACAUGGAUGCGCCUUAUGGCAUUCUGAACACGAUCAAUAUGACCGACACCAGCAUUCUAUCUUCCUCCAGUUCAGAAGGCAUUGUACAACGUAGGCAGCGCAAAAAGAAGCGGGGCGAAAGCAAGAAGCGAGUCAGCUUUCACGAAGAUAUUCUGAAAACAAUGAAGCUGGAAGAUGACGAGAAUUUUGCCGAUUUCUCCAUGAGUUUCUUGCUGCCUAGUUCCGUUCUAAAGAGGGACGCUCAGAAAGGCAGAUACAGUUGGUGCGCGCACGGAGAUUCGCCGUAUAUGCAGAAGAACAUGAAUUCCGGCAGGAAUGUGCACUCGGACUGCUACUCGUUCUCGUCGUCAUCGUCGAGCGCCUUCGACGGCGAUGGAACCGAUAAGGAGUUGUCGAAACUGUGUAUCGACAUGCCGUGUCAGCGCAAUUGCAGGUGCAAUUGCAAUUUAUCGUUGUCGGAGCGCGGAGCGCCGGAGGGUCAAGAGGAUCCGGGCAAGAGUCUGAGGCCUAAGAUGGAAAUAGAAUUGGGAGAGAAUGAGGCCCAGGAAGCCUACAUCGUCGAAAAGGCGUACGGUAACAUCGUCGAGGAUCCACCAUCUAAGCUGGAGAUGCCGCAGUCGGUGAAUCCGAAGAAAUAUGCCAGUUCGAACGAUUGGUCGGACGCGGACAGCGUGACAUCCGAGUUGGAUGAACGCAAGAGUAAUCGACACUUGGUCUCACCGUCGAAGAAACGCAAUAUGACGGCGAUACUAACGGGUGAGAGUAGCAGUAAGCUUUUGGCGCCGCCUUUGCGUCAGGCACCGUCGAAGACGUCGUUACUGAGCAGAUUUCUAAAAUCGAUCACCGAGAGAAAGUUCGAGGUGAAGAAGAACAAGAAAUCACCGAAGACGAAUACUUUAUACAUCAAAGGAAUCAAGAUGAGCUACGAUUCUUUCAAAGAUUUUAACGAUAAUCUCGAUAAAGAGAUCCAAGAGAACGUGGCUGCCGAGAAGCAGGAAUUCAGCGGCGAGAAAGUAAGCCUAAAGCUACGUGAACUUUUCAAGAGACAUAUCUAUCGUGACAAAACGGAGGAGCUAUAUAAAGUAUACAAAGUGCGAAGUUCGUACAUGACAAAUGGCGAGAGCAAGCCGAUGAUCGCGUUAUUGACGGACAAAACGCUAUAUCUAACUAGUUCGAAAAUGGACCAUUCGUAUAGUAAUCAGUUCGUUAUUCCUUAUAAUGAACUAGAUGUUAUUAUGAUCGGCCCGAAUGCACAGAGUAUUUUAAUUUCCAACGCCGAUUGCGAAAUGCAAUAUCUAUUUUCCACUGGCAGCUCGCAAACUACCUCAGAAUUAAUCGGCCACUUAGAGAUGGCCAUGAGACGAUCGCCGACAAAACCAAAGCUUCCUGCUGUUAAAGAACUGAAUUACGAAGAUAUGCACAUUCUGAGGAAUUCAAUUCUUACUGAUACAGCCGUGCAUCCCGAUGAGAAAAUAGAACAUUACAGUCUUAUUUAUAUGGAAGACGAACAUAUUUCGCCGCCUAGUACCCCGUGUGGGCCAAUGAAAGAGGGCGAUCUCAUGUUCCGGCCACAUACUUACCAGCACUUGCAUCCGAACGCACCCACGAAUCCCUGGGAAGCCGGCUAUUUCGUUCUGAAAGGCGGAGUGGUUUAUAUGUUCACGGAUUCGAAUCAACGGCUUCCCAAGCGUGCUAUACCGUUAAAAGGCGGCUUAUGCCAAGGUUGCAGAAGGAUUCCCAAUUCUCAUCGACCACACACUUUCGAAAUACUGCUGAAGCCCAACAAGUCGUACCAAUUUGCUGCCCCGGAUGAAUACGUUGCUUCUGAAUGGUUACAGAGCUUCGUUCAGAGCGCAUCGGGUCUAUUCGAUAGUACGGAAAAGAGAGAGCCAUUACCUUGCACCCUUGUCACGACUACGAAACACUUAGUGGCGAUGAAAGAGGUCCAUCCCGGCACGCAGAGAGGCCAAACACUCUCGUGCGCUUCCAUCAAGGAUCUAGCGGCAUUUAGAGUGCCGUUGGUACAACAAUCGUGGUGUAUACUGGAAUUCGCAUGUCGGGAGGUGCACGAAAGUAGCGGUGAUUGGGUCAUAUACUUCACGAAUUAUAUUGAGCUCUGUGCUUUUAAAGAGGUCUUGGAGACAUUGUGGACAGACGCAAACUUGGGUGAGUUUCCUAUUGCAACACUUCCACCGGAGGAUAAAUUACAGCGACGUUGCUCGGAUGCCAGCAGGGACUUGGAACACGCCUGGCGGUACUUGCUGCCACCAGCUUUAGAAUAAAUGGAAACUGUACCGGUAGACAAUAUAUACACCGUCAUUUGAGAAAUUAUUUUAUCAUAUUGCCAUAAAAGAGAUUCAUAAAAUAUAACAUAAAGCAAAACUCUCGUAACAACGCAUGCGAAUAUCCAGAUAACUAUAUCUGAGAAUUCGAACACUAAUAUACGUAUGCCAAAGAUAUAAACUGCUUACAACAUAAUAUGAAUCUUAUUUGCUUCUGUUACAAAUUUAAAUGCCAUGUAUCUAUCUUACUAGAACAAUUGAUGUUAUUUUAUGGCUUAUACGUAGAAUCAUAGAUAUCCUUAUUGGGGCUGAUUUAUGGCAUAAUAUGAUAAAUUUCUAAUUUCAAGAUACAAAUAUAUGCGCAAUAUAAUCUUGUUAUAUUGCGGUGUUGAUGAGAGAUUGAUAAUUAUCUUGCAUAUAAGAUGUAAGUUGCCUCAAACGUAUAGAUAACUAUUUAAGGAAAUCGCAAAACGGUGCAUUAUCUUUCUUGUAGCGUAAACCACCAUAAUAAUCUACUAUUAAUUUAUAAUGACGCAGAGUGUAAUAUAAUGAUAAUUGAUAACUGUGAGGCAUUAUUGAUUACUAUAUGAAUGUCUAUAUAUUCACAUGUAUUGAAGAGAUGAACCAGUAUGCAUUUGAAUACGCACGAUUGAUAUUAAAGUAGAUAUUUAUCGUCCGAGAUAAUAUUAUAGAAUUCAGAAUCACUUAAAGCAGCUUUGACAAAAAAUAAUAGUACUUUAUAAAUCACUUUUUAAAUUAGGUAUAUGAUUUAACAUUCCUGCUGCUAUUUAUAAAUUAUAAAUCGAUUUUACUUUUAGUGCCACGACUUUCUACAUAUCAUCUUGUGGUAUGUCCUAAAGUCGUAAAAUUUUAGUCUUUCAAUUUUUUAAAUGUACAAGUGAAAUAUGAGCAUAAUAAUUGUAUUAUAUGCAUUACGUAUUAAUUUAAUUUAAUAUAAUAUAAUAUUAAAUUAGUUCUCAAAUAUAGGUUGUAUCAACUUAUGUUGCGUCAUACGUUGUAUUAACAUUUUUUAAUAAUUGUUAUUUUAUGUAAUAAUAGCGAAUUAAAGUUACACAAAGAUUAUACCAAAAUGAUUAUAAAUAAUUUACGCUUCGAAAAUUGGUUAUUUUAAAUACGCUUAUACAUUAUGAUAUAAAAGAUGCGAUAUAUAACUGCGAUAUAUAAGAAAAGCUGUACAUGGAAAUGAAUUUUAUUUGUGAUAUAAUAAUAACACAUAUACAUAUAUCGAUAUCGUUAACGGGAAUAAGAUAUUUGUUAUGAUCUUUUUAAGUUAUAAUUUUGUGUUACCAAAGCUACAUGAACGGAUGCAUUCCGAAUAUUCUUGUGAAUAAAUAUUUAAGUUCUGCAUUAUUUCAUGUAGCUCUGUACGUGAUUGUGAUAUGCUGUUAAGUAAUAAAUGUCAGCUGUUGUUAAGUUCAUGAGAUCCCUAUGUGAGUUUUAUGUAAAUUAAAUGAACAAGUACCGCGCGGAGAUAAAAUCGGUUUUAUAUGUUAGUGCUGUGUGAAAAGUAUGCGGAGUUAAAUUUUCUACAAGUUAGAGCCAGCAUGUUUUAAACAUUAUAUCCGUAUACCUUUCACAUACACAGAAAAUUCUGUAUCACCAUACACAACUUGCAAGUUAUGAUAAAUAGAAAAUUAAUAAAAGUAUAUAAAGAAAA